AUGACUACAAACGAAGGUAUUCUUGUAUUGUCACUAGAAUUUGUGUUUUCCCCGGCCCAAGACGAUGACUACAAACGAAGGUAUUCUUGUAUUGUCACUAGAAAUCUGUGUUUUCCCCGGCCCAAGACUAUGACUACAAACGAAGGACAUGUUGACCUCGAUGACGUUUGGCGAGGACUUGGUAUCUUUGGAAAGUACCAGAGGACUCAGGCUGCCCUGCUACUACUGACACUACUACCGGAAGCGAUACAACUCGUGGUUGUUGUAUUUAUUGGAUUUCGUCCACCUUUCCACUGUGCCAAUGUCUCCCCCGAACAGGCUGCUUUGUAUACCGACAGGUACAGUAACACGUCUGUACAAUUGUCUUACCAUGAGUGUCAGAUCGAUUUGGUAAAAAAUGGCACAAACACGACGCUUCUCACACUCUCACCGUGUCCGGCCGGAUACACAUACGGGUUAGAGAAGGACCGGACAUUCGUGACAGAGUAUGACUUGGUGUGUGACGGGGCGGAGAGAGCUGAACUCUCCCAGACCUUACUGAUAGUUGGGCAGAUGAUAGGUGCGUGCGUCCUCCCUCAGUGUGCCGACAAGUUCGGAAGGAAGAAAAUCCUUGUCCUGUCCAAUAUCGGCUUACUGGUCGCAGGACUCGGAGGCUGUUUCCUUCCAACUUUCACUGGGUUUGCGAUAAUGAGAUUUCUCAUAGGAAUUUUCCAACAAGUGAGUUGUAUUUAUUAA
Messenger RNA from Ylistrum balloti, 735 nucleotides. Its product is annotated as solute carrier family 22 member 6-like. NCBI's taxonomy places the organism in Eukaryota, Metazoa, Mollusca, Bivalvia, Pectinida, Pectinidae. The record is from RefSeq and is a predicted model, not a curated record. Gene Ontology annotation, biological process: transmembrane transport. Gene Ontology annotation, cellular component: membrane. Gene Ontology annotation, molecular function: transmembrane transporter activity. The transcript is spliced from 4 exons. Bases 1 to 735 code for a protein of 244 amino acids.